AAAAUUUGUAAACAAAGCAAAGGCAGAAAAAUGUAAUAAAAAUUGGAAAAAACGAUUAAAAAAGCCAAAAAUAUCGACGAAAAUAAUUUUAUGAGCAACGCUUUAGGGCGUUUCGAAGCAAAAGUUUCCUGAAUCAUGCAAAAUAGUGAGCCAAGGGAGUUUUCGGUUGUCGAGAUGAAUAACUCAAGUAGCGUUUUGCACAAAAUAGCGAACCUUUAUGCGGAACAGUUGAUGUCGGAUUUGAUCAUAAAGGUUGGAAAUAACACGUAUCCCGCUCAUCGAGUCAUUUUGUGUGCAAGUAGCGAAGUGUUUCAAGUCAUGUUGAUGAAUCCCGAAUGGAAUGAAUGGAGCAAAACGGUUAUUGAGUUGAAAGAGGAUCCUGUGUGUUAUCCCGUCUUCCCCAGUUUCCUCGAGUACUUGUACAAAGGCAAAAUAAAUGUGUCGCUCGACACUUGUCUCCCCAUUUUAUCGCUCGCUGACAAAUACAACAUCAAGGAUUUGGUUCAGCUGUGUCUGGAUUACAUGUUUAAGCACAUCGCAGCCGCAGCGAAACACGGUUGCUUCAUUUCGUGGCUCAGUUAUGGAUGGUGUCAACCUUUUCAUCGCGAUCUCGCCGAAGAAUUACAACGUUUCCUCAAAUGGAACUUGAAAAUAGUCGCUGACUCCAAAGAUUUCCUCGAUCUCGACAUCAACAUUCUCAUUAUGUUGCUUCAGCAGAACGAUCUUGUCAUCGAAAGUGAAUUUCUGCUCUUUGAAUAUGUGCAAAAAUGGGUGUUGGCACGUCAAGAACAAAUUUUCACGGAAUAUUCGCUCGCUGAUGAGGAAAAACGACGUGAAGUUGCUUACAUUACGGAAACCGUGAUGAAACACAUUCGUUUUCCGAUGAUGUCGCCCGCCGAAGUUUCGCACAUUUUACAAGAAGAACCCGUUGCCAAACAAAAUCCGAAACUUUUCAUGGAAUUCGUUACGCAUGCCAUGAGUUUCCAUGCCGGAUUCGAUUCAAGCAAAUCCCAUUCGGCAAAUGACUUGAAAUACACUCCGCGUCUCUACACAAGCGAUCAAUUCUGCGUGAGCAUCGUUGUUCCUGAAUUCGAAAAAGUCGAAGAUUACAAAAGCAUCGCUUCCAACUUUUUCUCGCAAGUUUCGUUACAAGAAUCGCAACAAACGGAUCAAACCAUCGCAUGGGAAAUUGAUUUUUUUCCUCGUGGCGUGAGAUUCAACGCUGCCAAACUCAUCAAUAUCUACGCAACAGCCGAUAUUCCCGAAACGAUCCUCAAAACGGUGCGUUGUCGAAUCACAUGUCGCGAAAAACUCACGGAAGACAAGAAAUUCAUGAUUGGAGUUUUAAUUACGGGCAUUCAAGGAAGGAUCCCGUAUUGCAAGACAGUCUAUGUGAGAGUUCAGUAUUUUUCGCAGGAGGAAAAUGUCUUGAUUAUCGACAAUUUAUUGCCAUAUGAAGAGCUCGAACUGAGUUCUGUCAACUUGAGCCCCUAUCUGGUCAGCAACAAUCGCGAUACUCUCGAUUUGUCAGUCAUCAUUAUUCCGUUGAGUGAUUUGUCGUGCAGCGUCGCUCCCAAAUUCGAGAUUGAUUAACUAGAAAUUACAAAUUUGCACAUGUUUAUUAAUAAAAAUUGAACUAAAACUUUUAAAAA
This is a messenger RNA of Culicoides brevitarsis, 1652 nucleotides long. It is a transcript of the gene Tango10, whose product is annotated as BTB/POZ domain-containing protein 17. Bases 136 to 1593 code for a protein of 485 amino acids. Lineage: Eukaryota; Metazoa; Arthropoda; Insecta; Diptera; Ceratopogonidae. The transcript has 2 exons. Gene Ontology annotation, molecular function: protein binding. The record is from RefSeq and is a predicted model, not a curated record.